UGGGGGCGCCGCCUCCCCUCAGCCGCCCGAAUCCAAGAUGGCGCUCGCCAGCGUCCUGCGCUCGGAGCUGCCGGAGUUCGACAAAUGUUUGUCGGGAUUCCCCAGAAGUUUUCCCGAAGGUUCCGAGGCGGUUCCCGAGUCGCUGCGGGAUCCCCCGGGGCCGCCGCGGGUUCUGGCGGCUCCGCCCCGCGGCGUCCCGGCCCUGCCGGACGGGCCCGGCUUCGAGAUGCUGCACGGCACCACCACCCUGGCCUUUAAGUCGGCGGCGGGCGUGACGGUGGCCGUGGACUCGCGGGCCACGGCCGGGGGGCCGUUUGGCGUUGCAGGGCUGUACUACGUGGACAGCGAGGGCCAGCGCGUGGCCGGCUCGGCGUUCGCCGUGGGCUCGGGCUCGUCGUACGCCUACGGCGUGCUGGACCGGGGGCUGAGCGGGCCGGUGGCCAGCGAGGAGGCGGCGUGCGCGCUGGGGGGGAGGGCGGGGAAAGCCCCAAACUUGGUGACGUCAUCCAGCUCAGGCCCCGCCCCCCGCGGCCGCCGCGGCCUCCAGGGGGCGCUGAGGCGCUGCAGCAUCGACUCCUCGUAUUGGACCCUGAAAAACGACCCAAAAUCGCCCGAAUUUCACCCAAAAUCCGCCCGAAAAGCGACCCCAGCCACCCCUGAGGGAGCCCCGGACACAGAACUGGCCAAAAAGUGGCCGAAAUUUGGACAAAAAUCGGCCAAAAAUGGAGAAAAAAUGACCAAAAAGUGA
This is a messenger RNA of Ficedula albicollis (Collared flycatcher), 748 nucleotides long. Its product is annotated as proteasome subunit beta type-5-like. Gene Ontology annotation, cellular component: proteasome core complex. NCBI's taxonomy places the organism in Eukaryota, Metazoa, Chordata, Aves, Passeriformes, Muscicapidae. The transcript is spliced from 4 exons. Bases 38 to 748 code for a protein of 236 amino acids. The record is from RefSeq and is a predicted model, not a curated record.